AUGACCUGGGACGAAUCGCGGCGGCGAUAUGGCGGCCAAACCAUGGGACCGAACUCGGAACAAUUACCACGACCCCCGAUCGAAGGCGCCUAUGUCGACGAAGACUACCCUACGCACGAAACGUCCGAAGCAGAGAAGCGAGCGAGCGAAAAGGCGGAAACCCGAGCCAACCUACGUACGGAACGACGGAAUCGACCGGACAAUACUCCUGACAGUGAGGAAGGGGAAAAGGAAUACCAGGAAGAACAGCGUAAGCAAGCUGGGCGGCGGCGGAUCAACAAGGCCAACCGUCCCCCAACGGAAAAGCGUGUCGACCACGCCAAAGUGGCGCGUGCGCCCCAUGACCGCCGGAUGCUGGACACAAGUAUACCAAGCAGCUCGGGAUGGGGACCACUUUCGAGCGGACCACCGACACCAAGCAGCGGAGACUCCAGUGGACCUUCAUAG
Molecule: messenger RNA, 447 nt
Organism: Aphanomyces astaci
Lineage: Eukaryota; Oomycota; Saprolegniomycetes; Saprolegniales; Verrucalvaceae
Exons: 1
Coding region: 1-447 (148 amino acids)
Source: RefSeq, a predicted model, not a curated record